CUACGGAAUGCCUCGACUGUAAGCUACCUGCGACCGACAUGAAUGUCUAAGGCCGCCCUCUUCCAAAACCAUUGGGCUGAUGCGCACUGACAAUACCCACCGCCAAUGGAUGGACCGCCGAUGACGGAUCAGAUUGCAGCGGCUGAAAUCAGAUCGAAGUGGUGACCAGUCGCAUCGGCGACGGCAGCACAAAGCACAGGGGGUCAGAAAUCGGAUACCUCAGAAAGAAAAAAAGAAAAAAGAAAAUAAAAAAAUAAGAAAAAGAGGAAAGCAAAGAAGAGUGAAAGGAGACAUGGAAAAAGCCAUCCGGUGGUCCCCGACCUCCACUACAGCAGAACAACGCUUCCUGUCGGUGGACGUGACCGGGAAGGCCUUCCGACUGUGCAAAGUCACCUCGUUUGAUGGCGGACGACGGCUGGAACAAGAAGUGCUCUCGACGCAUACCAAGGUGCCCGCGUUUCGGGCAUUCGAUUGGUCCCCGGUCGAUGAGUCGUUGGUCGCGGUGGGCCAGUCGUCGGGCGAUGCGACAAUUCUGCGCAUGAAUAGCGAGACGCAGGAAUCGUUCUCGUUUCCGAUUCGACAUCAGCGCUAUUGCAAUGCGGUUGCGUUUAGUACGCAUGGACUGUUGGCCGCGGGGCUGGAUCGGGUCCGCAAUGAUUUCUGUCUCAAUAUCUGGGACGUGAAUCAGCGGUUGGCGAGCAAGGCUGUCAAGGGGUUCGUGGAGCCGUUGAGGAAAUUGGCAAGCUCGGAGCCGAUUACGAGUGUCAAGUUCUUUACGGAUCAGCCGGAUACGUUGGUGACGGGGGUAAAAGGGCAGUUUGUUCGGAUCUAUGAUCUAAGAGAGGGUCCUGGAAACCCGUCGCUGCAGUUUCCCACGCGCUGUGUGCAUAAUGUGGCCAUUGAUUCGCUCGAUCAGAAUUAUAUCGCCUCUUGUCAGGCGACGAAUGAUCCGACUAUCUGCAUCUGGGAUCGGCGCAUUGGGUCGCGCUUCAUUACCCCGGCCGUUGGGCCGACUGCCAUGGAGACAAUGCAGUUGGGACCGUCGCUGGAGUUUGGAAAUGUCAUUGCGCCCAAGUCGACCAUUUGGAGUCUGCGGUUCUCGAGGACCAAGCGGGGUUGUUUGGGUGUGCUCUCGAACACGGGACAUUUCAAGACUUACGACAUUGUGAAGGAGUACCUGGAUGAGGAUAUGCGUUCGUCGAUGGAUGAGACUCUAGGACAGGGCUCCACGAGAAACUACCCUGAGCAGAUCUACACCAAGUACGUCCGUGAUGUGGUCACACCUUAUAAUCAUCCUUCCCGGGGGUAUGAUGAGAAGGAUCGGGUUGUGGCGUUUGAUUUUCUCAACAUGAGCCCGGGCAAUGAGCCCAGCGCAAUUACAAUUUCCGGAAACGAUGAAAUCAAUAUUCUCACGGCAAAGCCUCCAGCGCCUCCGGUGCGACUGUCGUCGCAGGGCACAUUGAUAUGGGGGUCUCCGGAUGAGGGAUCUGAUUUCAAAAUGAUUACUCCACCGGCCAGUCAGGGAUCGAGCAUUUCCAAGGUGGUGGAAGAUGUUCGCGAACGGAUGUCUGACCAGAAUGGGGCUGCUUCGCAGAAAGGACGCCGGGCCAAUCGACCGGCGACUCCUCUGUCAAGCCGCGAGGCGAGGGAACAUGCCUUGUCGCUGGGGACUCUAGGCGGUCGGCUGCCGGUGGAGGAUGCGCUGACUCUGUUGUCAGUGAAUCGGCUUCGGUGCAAAGAAGGUUAUCUAUUCGAUGAGGCACGGAACAGGAGGAUUCUCGCCGAUGAUCCAUGGCUGCAAGGUUUCUGGGACUGGGUUGAGCGCGCACGCUCCGACUCUUGCAACGAGUCCAUGAUCAUCAACGGGCUGGACCUGAACUACCUGGGCAUUUACGAUGUCUGGACCAAUGACUUAGGGGAGAGUCUGGAGGACCGACGAGUCGGCCACAACCAGGCAGUCGACAUCCACGAAACCAUUUUAGAGCUGGUUCAAGAGCUCAACCUCCCCGAAACCAAAGGCUGUGAGACCGAGUACGCCGAACAUCGCCGGCUGUGUCUGCGACUCUGCGGCGCGGCGCAAUCCCACCGAGAACUUGAGGGGCUCGUCAAAACACUGUCCGCCGACAAGCAGCAUACCAAGGCUGCCGCGCUGGCCAUCUUUCAGGACGAACCCAAGCUCGCCUAUCUAGCCUUACGAAGCCACGAGCCCACCCAAGCUCACAAACUCCUUGCCAUGGCGAUUGCCGGCGCCGCGAAGGGUGACACCGACUCCGACUGGGAGGACACCUGCGCCGAAAUCGCCAAGGAGCUCACCGACCCGUAUGCGCGAGCCAUUCUCGCCCUCGUGAGCAAGGGUGACUGGCGCUCUGUCAUCCAGGAAACCACCCUCCCUCUUCGAUACCGGAUCGAGGUAGCCCUGCGCUGGCUGCCAGACGACGACCUCACCAAUUACCUCCACACCACCACCACCUCUGCCAUCCAACAAGGCAACAUUGAAGGUAUCCUCCUCACCGGGCUGAAUCACUCCGCCAUGGACCUCUUCCAAUCGUACAUCAACAAAUUCCACGACAUUCAAACGGCCGUGCUGGCCAUGAGCCACACGGUGCCGCGGUUCAUCAACACAUCGCCAGACCGUGCGCGCUUCGAAUCCUGGCGCGAGACGUACCGCCAGCAGAUCAACGCCUGGAAACUCCAACUCGAGCGCGCGCGCUUCGACGUGGGUUCGCGCAAGUUCGCCGUGACCUGGGAUGGGCGCAAGUUGAUCGACCCACCCCGCCAGCAAGUCAGUCUGACCUGCAACUACUGCACGCGUCCACUCACCCAGCACGACGCCUCCUCCCAAUUAGCCCCCUCGGUCACGGGCGAGGUUGUGCACCCAACCCCCGGCAACCCCCUCGGCAGCGCCGCCAUGUCCGGUACUGUGUGUCCACGCUGCGGACGCCAUAUGCCACGCUGCGGAGUCUGCACGCUCUGGCUGGGGGCACCAGACCCGAUGUCUAAGGCAUGCGUGGCGGCGGAUGCUGCAGCGGGCGAGCGGCGACGCCCAUCCGAGGCGGAGCUAAUGCGUCGAUUCAUUGUGUUUUGUAUUAAUUGUAAUCAUGGGUUCCAUGCGCAUCACGCGCGGGAGUGGUUUGCGCGACAUAAAGUGUGUCCGGUGGCGGAGUUUGGUUGGAAGUUUCGGGUGGAAUGUUUUAUACCCAUUCGCGAUGGUAUUAAUAUAUCAAUUCUGGUCAUACAUAACCCCAUCAUGCCCCCCAAACCGCGGCCCCCUCCCAGCCGCGCCGUCACGGUCUCCAAAGCCCUCAGUUUACUCCUCCGCCAUGCGGCCGAAAAAGAAGGUCUGAGGAUGGAUGCCCAGGGCUACGCGAAUGUUGCGGACGUGCUCGCAUGGCGAAAACUCAAAUCGUUAAAAGUCACCUUUCCCGAGGUUGUCGAGGCGGUUGCGAAUUCGGAUAAGAAGCGGUUUGCGUUGUUGUAUAUUCCGUCUACGAGUACAGAUACAGCUAUGGCUGGUGGAUCGACGGGCAUAGGAAUGAAGGAGAAGGAGGAGGAAACGACAGAGUCAACGGAAUCGAAAGAAGAAGCUACGGCAGCUGCUUUGGCAGCGAGUACUACCGACCAAACCCCAACACACUAUCUCAUUCGCGCAACGCAAGGACAUAGUAUUAAGAGUGUCGAGGCUGCGCAUUUACUCGAAAAGCUUACUCUGGAGGAGAAAGAUAAGUUACCGGGGACAGUCGUGCACGGGACAUUCCACUCCGCGUGGCCGGCUAUUGUGGCAUCCGGGGGCUUGCGCUGUAUGGGACGGAAUCAGGUACAUUUUGCGACGGGGCCGACGGUGGAGGAGGUGCUUGGGCAGGUGGGACAGACUGCAGCAGGGGAUAAAGGGAAGGUGAUUUCGGGGAUGCGACGCGAUGCGCAGGUGUUGAUAUAUGUGGAUGUGGAGAGGGCGUUGGCGGCGGGGUGUCCGUUUUGGAGGAGUGAGAAUGGGGUGAUUCUGAGUGAGGGGAUGAGUGUGACUGGUGGUGAUGGUGAUGAGAAGAUGGUCCCGUUGGAGUUGGUGGAUGUGGUGGUGGAGCGCAAGAUGGGGAAAAUCUGGGAACGUGGCCAGGUGGUGCAGCAGUGGCCGUCGGAAUGGGCGCAGAGUAGGAAUCCCAAGGGGCGGGGGUCCGACGGGAAGCGUCGAUAGCAUUAUUGACUUUAGUAUCUAGCUGGUAAAUAUGCAAUGGAUGGUCAGGCAAUGUGGGGGGGGGAUGGAUGCCUUCCGACGCCGUGCGGGGAAGUCGGAUGCCAUCCGACCAGCACCAAUCAGGAUGGUCGGCUUUCCGAUACAGCGAAUCCGGGGCAUCCAUUAACAAUCGAACUAUAUAUUACCCCCUCCAUAUCUCCUC
Molecule: messenger RNA, 4391 nt
Organism: Aspergillus ibericus CBS 121593
Lineage: Eukaryota; Fungi; Ascomycota; Eurotiomycetes; Eurotiales; Aspergillaceae
Exons: 7
Coding region: 293-4189 (1298 amino acids)
Biological process (GO): positive regulation of TORC1 signaling
Cellular component (GO): cytoplasm
Molecular function (GO): transferase activity; protein binding
Source: RefSeq, a predicted model, not a curated record